UGGAUAGAUAAAAAGUGCCAACUCAUACCAUGAGAAAAGGUGUCCUAAUUUCUCCUCGCUGCUUCGAGUUCCGAACUUUGCUCUCUCUCUCUCUCUCUCUCGUUCCUACAAAAACCAUUAAAAACGUAAAAGCUCGUAGUCCGAUAAAUCUUCGAUUCCGUAGAAGACAGGUUAAUUGAUGAAAUAGAAGAGGGGGCUGAGCUGGAAUUCAAGGGAUAUUAGAUAGCUGUCAAGAUUAUGGCUUGUAGGGGGUGUUUGGAGUGCAUACUGAAGCUUCUCAACUUUUUGCUGACCCUUGUGGGUCUAGCUAUGGUUGGUUAUGGAAUCUACUUGUUUGUUGAGUAUAAAAGAGCAGCUGAUGGUGAGUCAUUGGCACCUGUUAGUGGUGGUUCGGAUUUGAUACAACUUGGUCGUCCGAUGCUUAUGGCUGUGUCGUUUUCAGAAAGCAUCUUUGAUAAGCUGCCAAAAGCUUGGUUCAUAUAUUUAUUUAUUGGUGUAGGAGUAAUUCUCUUUGUCAUCUCAUGUUUUGGUUGUAUUGGAUCUGUAACACGGAAUGCUUGCUGCUUGAGUUGUUAUUCAGUAUUGGUCAUCUUGUUGAUAUUGGUGGAACUGGGAUGUGCAGCCUUCAUUUUCUUUGACAAAAGUUGGAAAGAAGAAAUUCCAACUGACAAAACUGGAGUUUUUAACGACAUAUAUGAUUUUCUGAAAGAAAACUGGAAGAUUGUGAAAUGGGUUGCUCUCGGUAUAGUUGCUUUGGAGGCUCUACUUUUCGUGAUAGCGCUGAUGGUUAGGGCAGCAAACCGGCCAGUAGAAUAUGAUAGUGAUGAUGAGCUUAUUGCCCCAAGGCAACAGGUCAGGCAGCCUUUGAUUAACAGGCCACCAGGUCCAGCAGCAGGUGUACCUGUUGCUGGAGCCCUUGACCAGCGUCCUAGCAGAAAUGAUGCUUGGAGCACACGAAUGAGGGAAAAGUAUGGACUUGAUACUUCAGAGUUCUCGUACAACCCAUCUGAGUCACAGAGGUUCCAGCAAGUACAGACACAGCCUGCAGAAGAAAGGAGCCGAUGCACAAUCAUGUAAUGACUUCAUGGGUCUUGCAGGAUUGAUAUCUCUAACUUUCUUUGGACGGAUUCAUUGGACAAGGUGUGAGAGAGUUUUGUUGUUUUUGUGUACAAUAUAUCAAUUGUUCAGGAGUUCUUACAUGUCUACAGAUUCUACACCCUUCCCCUCUUUGUUAUCUUCUUAAAACCCACUUUCUUUCUGUGUGCGUUGUCAUUGUUGUUCAAAUGGAUUGUCCUGCUCUGCCAUUUUUGUUCAUUUUUUUCUUCUGUUUCUGCUAAUUUGAUGAAUUCUUCUCUCUGCAUAAUUUUGUGGGUGUUGUAUGUAUGCUGGCUAUACCAUCCAUGUCCGUUUCUGUAAAGUAAAUAUAUCUUUAUUGUUCUUUUCUAA
Molecule: messenger RNA, 1446 nt
Organism: Jatropha curcas
Lineage: Eukaryota; Viridiplantae; Streptophyta; Magnoliopsida; Malpighiales; Euphorbiaceae
Gene: TOM2A
Product: tobamovirus multiplication 2A
Cellular component (GO): membrane
Source: RefSeq, a predicted model, not a curated record